GCUAGACCAAGCGCAAGACUCGAUGACUGCGAUAUAGCAAUGGAUUAUGAUGGUCACUGGUACUACCGGGACUAGUACCAAGGUCUAUGCAUGAUAGGUGUAUAAAUAUCAGCAGGAGUGGGCAAGGAGCGAGCAAUUCGAACGUGCUCUUGACAGGUUGCCUGUUGUCUGCUAGGUCUGUGGAGCUACAGCAAUGAUGGCCGUCCGACAUCGCCUUUUCAGCCAGCCACGUGCCGACGACGUUCUUGGUGGCACUGUUGCUUAUCUUAGCGGAUGGGGCUCCCGGUGUAACUAGUGGCCCUACUGCUGAGGAAAAACUUCAAAAGAUGACCGAGCUGUUCAGCUACCUCCUAGACAAGGACAUUCCAAAGUUCCAGGCGGGAUUCACGGACGACGCAAUUCAUAAGUACGCAGGGGGCCCAGGGCUGCCUUAUACCGGACCCUUCAAGGGUCAAGACAGCUUUGUGCGGGCCCAAGAGAUUUAUUUAUCCGUGUUCAACGCCACCCGGCGCUCUGUUGACCUUGCGGUCAGUCCGAGCACUGGCAAAGUGAUUGCCCAAAUUGAUGCGGGGAUCAUAGGGAUAGAAACAGGGGUGGAGUUUGAUGAGGACUGUUUCCUCUACAUAACUUUAAACGACGAUCUUCUGGUCACUAGGAUUAUUGAGAACUGCAACUCGUUGGCUGAGUUCGUUGCUCUCCAGUCGAAGCCUUGUGCCAAAAUGAUUGAAGAGUGCGCAAAGCAGCACGACAAGAAGGGCGAAAAGGUUGAGUAAAGGAGGCUCGUCUAAGAAUGGACUAGGGCAGAAGCUCGAUAACAUGGCCAAUACGAAGUCUGGAUUUUAGCGCUCUAGCUAAAUCGAAGCUAAUGGACAUCGGAAAUGGCAGAUAAGCACUAAACAAGGAAAGCGAUCAAUGCGCGAACUUGGAUGGGGCUUUUGACAUGGUUUGAGGAUCUUAACCCAGUACUUCACCCACCAUAUAGCAUUACAGUCGGAUACAAGGCGUCCGAUUUAGAUUUAGGAGCUUGUGGAGUGCAUGAUAUAGAGGUAGUUAUCAGCGCCUGGAAUGGUAAAGUUUGAUGCGUACAGCUUGUAUUGUAUGGUAUGUCCAAUGACGGUGUUCAAGAAGCCUUCCAGCAUGCUCAUACACAAGUGAGUCCGUUCGCC
Molecule: messenger RNA, 1166 nt
Organism: Klebsormidium nitens
Lineage: Eukaryota; Viridiplantae; Streptophyta; Klebsormidiophyceae; Klebsormidiales; Klebsormidiaceae
Source: the annotation of a GenBank genome assembly